CCUUACGCCACUUCCGGCACGCUGCCAAGAUGGCGGCGGCGCCCGGGCGGUAGCGGCGGCGCGGCCAUGGCGGCGGCGGCGGCGCACAGCGUCCGCGUCCUGCGCGAGCUGAACCGGCAGCGCGCGGCCGGGAAGUUCUGCGAUGCGACGCUGGGCGUGGGCGGGCGGGAGUUCCGCGCCCACUGGCCGGUGCUGGCCAGCUGUUCCCGCUUCUUCCGCGCCCGCGAGCCCGGCGGGCCGGUGGUUUUGCCGGAGGGUCUCGGCGACACUUUUCAGCUCCUCCUCGACUUCUUCUACACCGGUCGCCUGGCGCUUACCGCCCAUAAUCGCGCCCGGCUCCUGGCCGCCGCCGAGCAGCUCGGCGUGCCCGACGCCGUGGCGCUCUGCCGCUCCUUCCGCCCCGCCGGUACCCGCCAGCGGCCCCGCCGCACCGUCGCCCCCGCCCUGAGCCGCCGGGGGGAGGCGGACAGCGUGGUCGUGGCGGCCCCACAGCCUGGCGGCCCGGCGGCUACCCCCGUGGCCCCGGAGGAGACGGCGGGCGACGGGGCGCGGGGUGCCAGCCCUACCGAGCCCCUUUCCGAGAAAAAGGCCUUGCGGAGCAAAAAGAGCCCCCCGCCGGAGAAGGCGCCCGGCGACACGGGGGCGGCGGGAACACCGGGGAGCAGAAAAGGUACAGCGGUGCCGGUCGAGUGCCCCACAUGUCAUAAAAGCUUCCUCAGCAAAUAUUACCUUAAAGUGCACAACAGGAAACACACUGGGGAGAAGCCCUUUGAAUGCUCCAAGUGUGGCAAAUGCUACUUCAGGAAGGAGAACCUCGUGGAGCACGAGGCCCGGAACUGCAUGAACCGCGCGGAGCAGGUGUUCAGCUGCUCGGUCUGCAAGGAGGCGUUCAAGAAGCGCGUGGAGCUGCGGCUGCAUAUGGUGUCACACACCGGGGAGAUGCCCUACAAGUGCUCCUCCUGUGCCCAGCAGUUCAUGCAGAAGAAGGACCUGCAGAGCCACAUGAUCAAGCUACAUGGUGCACCAAAGCCCCAUGCGUGCUCGACCUGCUCCAAGUGCUUUCUGUCUCGGACAGAGCUGCGUCUGCACGAGGCCUUCAAGCACCGUGGAGAGAAGCUGUUCGUGUGUGAGGAGUGUGGGCACAGAGCCUCCAGCCGCAACGGCCUGCAGAUGCACAUCAAGGCCAAGCACAGGAACGAGAGGCCCUACGUCUGCGAGUUCUGCCACCACGCCUUCACCCAGAAAGCCAACCUCAACAUGCACCUGCGCACCCACACCGGCGAGAAGCCCUUCCAGUGCCACCUCUGUGGCAAGACCUUCAGGACACAAGCAAGCCUGGACAAGCACAACCGGACACACACCGGGGAGCGGCCCUUCAGCUGCGAGUUCUGCGAACAGCGCUUCACGGAGAAGGGGCCCCUGCUACGGCAUGUCGCCAGCCGCCACCAGGAGGGGCGGCCUCACUUCUGCCAGAUCUGCGGGAAGACCUUCAAAGCUGUGGAACAACUGCGCGUCCACGUCCGCCGGCACAAGGGUGUGAGGAAGUUCGAGUGCACUGAGUGCGGCUACAAGUUCACGCGGCAGGCUCACCUGAGGCGCCACAUGGAGAUUCACGACCGGGUGGAGAACUACAACCCGCGGCAGCGCAAGCUGCGGAACCUGGUCAUCGAGGACGAGAAGGCUGUGGUGGUGGCACUGCAGCCGCCUCCCGAGAUGGAGGUGGGCUCAGCCCAGGUGAUUGUGGAGUCCCUGUCCCAUGGCUCCCUGCCUGAGGAGAUCCCUGUACAGAGACUCUGCUCCGACAGCUUCUCCACGGCAGAUGUGAUCGAGCAGUCACUGAUCAUAAUGGCGACGCUCCCUGAGCACUGUGAAAUGUAGCACGGGCACCUGCGUGGCCUUCAACAGGGGCUGGAGCUGCUCCCUCCCUCACAGGGCUCCCACCCCUGACUGCAGGAAAGUGAUGUUAUUAUGAAGUUACAAUCAGGCCUCAGAUGAAGCUCCUCAUAAAGGCUGCUUUAAUAAACAUCCACGUGGGACACAA
This is a messenger RNA of Pogoniulus pusillus (Red-fronted tinkerbird), 2041 nucleotides long. It is a transcript of the gene ZBTB48, whose product is annotated as zinc finger and BTB domain containing 48. Bases 67 to 1878 code for a protein of 603 amino acids. The record is from RefSeq and is a predicted model, not a curated record. Lineage: Eukaryota; Metazoa; Chordata; Aves; Piciformes; Lybiidae. The transcript has 10 exons. Gene Ontology annotation, molecular function: protein binding. Gene Ontology annotation, biological process: regulation of gene expression. Gene Ontology annotation, cellular component: nucleus.